AUGUCGGCCGUUAUCUCAACAAAGCCAGCUGUUCCAGAGAAGAAGCCCGUCAAGUUCAGUAACUUGCUCCUUGGAGCUGGUCUGAACAUGUUCGAGGUUACUACUCUGGGCCAGCCUCUCGAGGUCGUGAAGACUACGAUGGCCGCGAACAGAGGUGAUAGCUUUGCUGGCGCUCUCACCAAAAUUUGGGGAAGAGGUGGUGUUCUUGGCUUCUACCAAGGACUCAUUCCGUGGGCCUGGAUCGAGGCGUCCACCAAGGGCGCUGUCCUCCUCUUCGUCGCAUCUGAAGCCGAAUACUACGCGCGAACCUUUGGGGCUGGUGACUUCACAGCAGGUAUCAGUGGUGGAGUAAUUGGUGGUGUUGCGCAAGCAUACGCUACCAUGGGAUUCUGCACUUGCAUGAAGACGGUCGAAAUCACAAAACACAAGAUCGCGGCUUCUGGUGUCAAGCCACCAGGCACAUUUGCUACUUUCAUGGAUAUCUACCGAAAGGAGGGUAUUAAGGGUAUCAACAAAGGUGUCAAUGCGGUAGCCAUCAGACAAAUGACCAACUGGGGUUCCAGAUUCGGUCUUUCCCGUCUUGCAGAACAGGGUAUCCGCAAAGCUACAGGCAAAGAAGAAGGAGCCAAGUUGGGCGCUUUCGAGAAGAUCCUUGCCAGUGGUCUUGGUGGUGGUCUCAGUGCUUGGAAUCAGCCAAUUGAGGUCAUCAGAGUUGAAAUGCAGAGUAAGACGGUCGAUCCAAACCGUCCUGCUAAGAUGACUGUGGGUAAUACUUUGAACUAUGUUUAUUCGCAAAAUGGUAUUAAGGGUUUGUACCGUGGCGUUGUUCCUCGUAUUGGAUUGGGCGUUUGGCAAACAAUCUGCAUGGUUGCAAUGGGUGAUAUGGCCAAGACUUACGUUGAAAAACUCACCGGAGAGGCUGUCACUGCUAAGCAUUAG
Glarea lozoyensis ATCC 20868 is the source of this 939-nucleotide messenger RNA. Its product is annotated as Mitochondrial carrier. Gene Ontology annotation, molecular function: tricarboxylate secondary active transmembrane transporter activity. Gene Ontology annotation, cellular component: mitochondrion. Lineage: Eukaryota; Fungi; Ascomycota; Leotiomycetes; Helotiales; Helotiaceae. Gene Ontology annotation, biological process: mitochondrial citrate transmembrane transport; alpha-ketoglutarate transport. The transcript has 3 exons. The record is from RefSeq and is a predicted model, not a curated record. Bases 1 to 939 code for a protein of 312 amino acids.